Messenger RNA from Eptesicus fuscus (big brown bat), 2761 nucleotides. RefSeq names its product glutaminyl-tRNA amidotransferase subunit QRSL1 (gene QRSL1). Gene Ontology annotation, molecular function: glutaminyl-tRNA synthase (glutamine-hydrolyzing) activity. Gene Ontology annotation, cellular component: glutamyl-tRNA(Gln) amidotransferase complex; mitochondrion. The coding region runs from base 112 to 1692 and encodes 526 amino acids. The record is from RefSeq and is a predicted model, not a curated record. The transcript is spliced from 11 exons. Gene Ontology annotation, biological process: glutaminyl-tRNAGln biosynthesis via transamidation; mitochondrial translation. Lineage: Eukaryota; Metazoa; Chordata; Mammalia; Chiroptera; Vespertilionidae.
GCAGUGACGAGCAAAGAUGGCUGCGCCCAUGUACUACCCGUAGCAGUUGUUGACCUUCGUUUUUGCUCCCUGUCACCUGGCCCCUGUGGCGGCAGGCUGGACACGAAGACUAUGCUGGGCCGGACCCUCCGAGAAGUUUCUGUUGCACUGAAACAAGGCCAAAUUACUCCAACUGAGCUCUGUCAAAAAUGUCUCUCCCUGAUCAAGAAGACCAAGUUUCUAAAUGCUUACAUUACUGUAUCAGAAGAAGUGGCCUUAAAGCAAGCUGAAGAAUCAGAGGAAAGAUAUAAGAAAGGUCACUCACUUGGGGAUUUAGAUGGAAUUCCUGUUGCAGUAAAGGACAACUUUAGCACAACUGGCAUUGAGACAACAUGUGCAUCAAACAUGUUGAAAGGUUAUGUACCACCUUAUAAUGCCACAGUAGUUCAGAAGCUGUUGGAUCAGGGAGCUCUACUAAUGGGAAAAACAAACUUAGAUGAGUUUGCUAUGGGAUCUGGUAGCACAGAUGGUGUAUUCGGACCAGUUAAAAACCCUUGGAGUUACUCAAAACAGUACCGAGAAAAGAGGAAGCAGAAACCCCAUGGUGAGAAUGAGGAUACAAAUUGGCUUAUAACUGGAGGAAGCUCCGGAGGGAGUGCAGCUGCUGUAUCAGCGUUCACAUGCUUUGCGGCUUUAGGAUCAGAUACGGGAGGAUCAACCAGAAAUCCAGCUGCCCACUGUGGAGUUGUUGGUUUAAAACCAAGCUAUGGCUUAGUUUCCCGUCACGGUCUCAUUCCCCUGGUGAAUUCAAUGGAUGUGCCAGGAAUCUUAACCAGAUGUGUGGAUGAUGCAGCAACUGUGUUGGGUGUACUGGCUGGGCAUGACUGCAAAGAUUCAACCACAGUACAAGAUCCUGUUAAAUCAUUUAUACUUCCCAGUUUGACAGAUGUAAGCAAACUAUGUAUAGGAAUUCCCAAGGAAUAUCUUGUACCAGAAUUAUCAAGUGAAGUACAAUCUCUUUGGUCCAAAGCCGCUAAGCUCUUUGAGUCUGAGGGGGCCAAAGUAAUUGAAGUGUCCCUGCCCCACACCAGUUACUCAAUCGUCUGCUACCAUGUAUUAUGUACAUCAGAAGUGGCAUCGAAUAUGGCAAGAUUUGAUGGGCUGGAGUAUGGUCACAGGUGUGACAUUAAUGUGUCUACUGAAGCCAUGUAUGCUGCAACCAGACGAGAAGGCUUUAAUGAUGUGGUGAGAGGAAGAAUUCUCUCAGGAAACUUUUUCUUAUUAAAAGAAAACUAUGAGAAUUACUUCAUCAAAGCACAGAAAGUGAGAAGACUCAUUGCUAAUGAUUUUGUGAAUGUGUUUAACUCUGGAGUGGAUGUCUUGCUAACUCCCACCACCUUGAGUGAGGCAGUGCCGUACGUGGAGUUCAUCAAAGAAGACAACAGAACGCGAAGUGCCCAGGGUGAUGUUUUUACACAGGCUGUAAAUAUGGCAGGGUUGCCAGCAGUGAGUGUCCCUAUGGCCCUCUCCAACCAAGGGUUGCCAAUAGGACUACAGUUUAUUGGACGUGCGUUUUGUGAUCAGCAGCUUCUUACAGUUGCCAAAUGGUUUGAAAAACAAGUACAGUUUCCUGUUAUUCAACUUCAAGAAAUAAUGGGUGAUUAUUCAUCAGUCUUUGAAAAUGACUUAGCUUCUGUUUCUCUAAAACAGUAGUGACAAGUAUAUCAUGCAAACUACAAUGACUUAAAGAUUUUAUAUUCUAGAAAAGUCAGAUGAUCUUGCUAAGCUCUUGCAGUUUGGUUCAUUGUCAGCAUAAUCAUUCCUUGGAACCAUUGUCUAAAAUUCUUGUGAUAUAGUUAAUUAUAUAUAAUCUGCCAGCAUUUAUUAAGCAUCUGCUAAGUGCAGAGUACAGGAUUUCUACUGUAACACAAGACACAUGUUCCUGAAAAAUGAUGCAUUUUGAAAAAAUGUCCAUUAAAAAUAACAGCUUAUUUACUUUAUUAGGUGUAUUAAUGUUGAAUAACUUCGUUGUACACCGAAACUAAUAUAACAUUGUAUAUUAACUACAUUUUAAUUAAAAAAAUAAAAAGUUUGCAGUAAAAAUAAGUUUAAUAAUAAACCUCUCAAAACUUAUGCAUCUUUGUAACCAAACUAUUAACAAAAACAAUAUUUGAGGCCCCCAGAGAUCAUCUGGACAACCAGGCAGACAGGCCAGUCAACAUGCAAUGGAGGCUGCCUCAGAAGAUGUUGCAAAAUGCACAAAAACCAAUAAAAUGGGAAUAUUUGCCUUUGCUGAGCAAAGCAGAUGUAAGAGGAGCUCUGAUCACAGAAGGAAGUGCAACCUGCUGGGGCCCAGAGUCAUGCAAGACUGGGAGUAUGCUUCCCCCUGUAGGCACCUGGGGCUUCUCUAAAAAUAGACCUGCACCGAAUGAGAACUUUCUUUCAUGUUAAAGGGUAAAAUUUUACUUCUGCUAUUCCAGAGCCCCAUGCCAAAAAACCAGAACAACUCCAUGUUACACUGAGCUCUUUCUCCUAUUAACUGAUCACAAAUGAACUCAUUAAUGUCCCAGAAACAUCAGUUGUAACUUUACAGACCAUAUUGGACUUAAAACUUUGGUAGGUUGUGAAACCUGGUUUUAGUGAGAAAGUUUCAAUAUACAGUAGUCUCCCCUUUCCUGGGGGGAAUAUCUUCCAAGACCCCCAUCUAUGCCUGAAACUUACAUAUACUUUUUUUUUUCCUAUACAUACAUACCUAUGAUAAAGUUUAUAAAUUAAGUACAAU